Molecule: messenger RNA, 1176 nt
Organism: Durusdinium trenchii
Lineage: Eukaryota; Dinophyceae; Suessiales; Symbiodiniaceae
Source: the annotation of a GenBank genome assembly
GGUUUGGCCAGUCCAGCGCAACCGCAUUCUUUGGACUUACGGCACAUGGAGCAACCUGCCGGAGAAGACCCUACUUCUGCAGUGGAAGUUGGAGCCAAACCUGCUGAAUCGAUAGUGGGUGCUCUUUGGAAUGAAUGGCCUUGGAGUGCUCAAUGGUGUUGGAGGUUCACGAUCUUGCAGAUUAUGUUCGCUGUGAUUGGGAUCUCGGGGGGAUGCCUUAGCCUGAAGGCGAUGUGACAUCGGACGACUGGACUCAGAUCUGGCACCUUUGCUUCGAGGUAGGGCCACUCUACAAGACAGUGAAUGUGGAUGAGAUUGAACUCUUCACUGUCGCCCGCUAUGUGUUGAUCAUCCCCUUGAUCUUCAUCACCCUCCUUCACCUCCGCGAGCGUUGCCGGCCCCGCGCACGGCACGGGGCGCUGGUGAUCUCUUUCGUGUCGAUGUGGGAAUUUUCAGUGAAGAUCACGUAUUACACUUUGCUGUCCGAAGGCUAUGGCCUGGCAUUUCAAAAUCAAAGGAGCUUUGACUACCGACCCAUCUAUGCCACGCGGUGGAUGGGCUGGUUCUUCGCCAUUCCCACCUUGCUUUUUAUGAAUCUCUAUCCCAUCAUGGAGGACUACCCUGCCUCAGCAGUGGUGAAGAGGAUCUUCCCACAGCAGGCCUGCUCUGCUGCCUACUGUUGGACGUGCUACUUAGGUUGCAUCAUCUAUGAUCCUUGGUUCGGAUGGUUCUUGAACAUCCUGGGGUGCGUGGGCUACGUUGUAGUGAUUGUGGAUGAGGCAGUUUUAGUGGCUGAACACAUGCUCUCCACCAAGCAGCCAAUCCUCAAAGGCUACAGUAUCAUCGUGAAGGAAUGCAUCUUUGUGAUGUAUACCUGUGUGUGGCUCAUGGGGUGUUGGAGCUAUACAGGAUCCUAUGCUGUGCAGCGCUUCUAUACCGUCUCCGAUGUGAGCUUGAAAGCCACCAUGUCCGGCUUGAUGUUCCUGUACUGGAACACCGAGGAUUACUUCGGCCCGGCGGUCAAGAAGGAUGAGUGACGAGUGUGAGUCAAGCCUGUGCACAGCGUGCGCGGCGGAAGUCCGAGGAUUUGUUGCUGCGUCCCGCCAAUGUGGUUGUUUCCAGCACUGUGCUGAAUAAGCACGCGGAGAAAAAAAGAGAACCCGCUGUAGUAGCCGC